AUGUGCAAAUUAAACAGGGAUAUUCUUUACUUAAUUUUCAAAGAAUUACAAGAUGAUAAGAAAACUCUUAUUUCAUGCCUUACAGUUAAUAAAAUUUGGUGUGAAACAACCGUUCCAAUUUUAUGGAAGAAUCCUUGGAAAUUCUUAAAAGGGAAAAAAUUACUAUUAAACGUCAUCAUUUCACAUUUAUCAGAUGAGUCAAGAAAUAGUUUAUCAAUUAAUUAUUUGAUAAAUUAUCAAAAACCUUUUUUUAAUUAUAUUAGAUUUUGUAGACAUUUAAAUAUAAAUAAUUUAAAUGAAAUAAUCGAUACUAUUGAACUUGAUGAUGUUGAUGAUUAUUCAACUAUUAGAAAAGAAAUAUUUGGUCUUUUUAUCAACGAAAAUACAAGAUUAACACAUCUUUAUAUACCUUAUCAAUUUGAUUAUCAAAUAAACCUUAUUUCUGGGGCAAAACACUGCUUUUCAGAUCUUGAAUUUCUAAGCUGUAAUGCUUGUAUUAAUGAUAGCGUCUUGUCCGAAUUAACAGAAAUAUGUAAAUCAAUUAAAGAAUUAGAACUAUUUAUUGAAAAGGAUAAUAACAAUUAUGGAAUUAUUAAACUUGUUGAGAGUCUUAAAAAAUUAUAUAAUGUACGUUUGUUAACCAAGAGAUCUUUAAAUAGUGAUGAAUCAUUUUGUAGAAGUCUUGAAAAUUCGUUGAUCAAACAUGCAGAUACUAUACAAAAUUUUAAGAUAAUUAAGCAACCUGCUACAAGCAUUCUCUCAUCAUUAGUAAAUUUAAAUAGAUUAGAAUUGGGUGGCAAUCCUGUUGAAAGAAUGUCAUGGAAUUGUUUAAAAAAUGUUUCUCUACCUUUCUUACAAAUCUUAAAAGCUAAAGGAAUCCCAAUCAAAGCUUUAACAAAUUUAAUUGAAAAUACAAAUGGGGGUCUUACUGAGAUAAAAAUUGAUUGUGUACUUCAUAAUGAUAUUGAUAAUGAAAAAAUUAUUCAAAUUAUUUAUAGAAAAUGUUCAAAUCUCAAAUAUCUUAAACUAAUGUUUAAAAACAAAAAUAUUUUAGAAUUAAAAAAAUUAUUGAUUAAUUGUAAAAAUUUAAAUGGUUUAUAUAUUAUUAUUGAUAAUACAACUUAUUGGGUUGAUGGUGACAUGGUAUUUAAUUGGGACUACCUAUUUGAAAUUUUGGUUAGUUCAUCUUCACCUAAUUUGUUUAAGUUCAAAUUCUAUUUUUAUGAAGCACCAAAAUUAGAAUCUUUAAAAUUAUUUCUUGAUAAUUGGAAAGGUAGACGUUCUAUAUUAUUACAAACAAUUCAAGAUAAUAGUUGGGGACUUGGUCUUGAAAUUGGAAUGAAAUAUUUUGAGUUAAUGGAAGAAUACAAAAUGCAAGGAAUUGUUAAAAAGUAUAAUCAUGUUCUAAAUGAAAGUACUUUUGAAGAUUUUGAAUGGCUUCAAGAAAACAUUUAA
This is a messenger RNA of Rhizophagus irregularis DAOM 181602=DAOM 197198, 1455 nucleotides long. RefSeq lists its product as uncharacterized. The record is from RefSeq and is a predicted model, not a curated record. NCBI's taxonomy places the organism in Eukaryota, Fungi, Glomeromycota, Glomeromycetes, Glomerales, Glomeraceae.